Messenger RNA from Theobroma cacao (cacao), 1225 nucleotides. RefSeq names its product putative glutathione S-transferase. Gene Ontology annotation, biological process: glutathione metabolic process. Gene Ontology annotation, cellular component: cytoplasm. NCBI's taxonomy places the organism in Eukaryota, Viridiplantae, Streptophyta, Magnoliopsida, Malvales, Malvaceae. The record is from RefSeq and is a predicted model, not a curated record. Gene Ontology annotation, molecular function: glutathione transferase activity.
AUUGUAUUAAGCAACCAGCCAAAUAAGCACAGUUGGUCUAAAUGUCAACAAUUCAAAAACAAAGCAAAAUUUUGACUAGCGUGUUGACUGUUGAGGUUAGAACGUAGAGGCCAAGCAACCAUUCAGGCAUUUAAGGGCCUGCCUGGGAAAGAAAAGAGCAUAACAUGACUGCAUAAGCUCCAAGUUCUUUAAAAAUGGAGGAAGUGAAGUUGCUAGGAUCAUGGGGCAGUCCAUUUAGUUACAGAGUUUUAUGGGCACUCAAACACAAAGGAGUGAAGUAUGAAUACGUGGAAGAGAAUGUUUUCAACAAGAGCGAGUUGCUUCUUAGGUCUAAUCCAGUUCACAAGAAGAUUCCAGUACUGUUUCAUGGUGGAAAACCGAUUGCAGAAUCCAUUGUCAUUCUUGAAUAUAUAGAGGAGAUAUGGCCUGAAAACCCCUUGCUUCCACAAGAUCCUUAUGAAAGGACCCUGUCUCGCUUCUGGAUCAAGUUUGGAGAGGAUACGGCCCCUACAUUCUACAAAUUCUUUCAUACUGUUGGAGAAGAGCAAGUGAAGGCGACAAAAGAAGCUAGACAACUGCUAAAAAUUAUAGAAGAGCAUGGGCUUGGAGAGAAGAAGUUUUUUGGGGGUGACAAGAUUGGAUUGACUGAUAUAGCCUAUGGAUGGGUAGCUUGUUGGCUUGAUGUCUUAGCAGAAGCAGCUGGUGUUCAACUGCUGGAAUCUGACAGCUUCCCUCGAUUACAGGCAUGGGCUGAAAACUUUAAGGAAGUGCCACUGAUCAAAGAGAACCUCCCUAACCGUGAUAAAAUGUUGACUUUUUUCACACUCCGCAGGGAGAAAAUUAUUGCAUCAGCAAACUCUUAGAAGCAAGGACUGUGUUUCUGCAAUUCAAAGCCACAUAUGAACAGUUUCCAUCAAGUUUGCUAAUGGGGAAAAUUCAAUACAAUCGUCUGAAAAAUAAAGCCAUGUGGAAGGGAAAUCAGCUCCUGUUACCCUCUUCAACAUUUCAUGGAUCUCGUUUUGGCUGUCUUAAAACUCUUAUCCAACAUCAGUUAGCACAUCCCUGGUCAAUCUUGGCUGAGAAUGAAUGACACUGAGGUUCCUCUUGGUUUGGAUAGUCAGCAAUUGUUUCUUCUCGUGUUGCUCUGUAAUUCAUCGCCAAAAUCUUGCUUUGCGUUUUUAUUCUCUUGCUCUGCUGUUAGUUACAAUGGUAGAUUUUGAGGCUA